AUGACCUCCGAAGUUGAAAAGGCUCAGGCUGCUUGUCCCUCAGGGGAGGACACCAUUUUUGGCAAAAUUGUCCGCAAGGAAAUCCCAACAAGGUUCCUUUACGAGGACGAGCAAUGUGUCGCUUUUGACGAUAUCUCACCUCAAGCCCCUACACAUUUUCUGGUUCUACCUAAAAAACCCAUUCAAAUGCUAGAUUCUGCCACUGAGGGUGAUGAAGCGCUCUUAGGACAUUUGCUCAUAGUGGCGAAGAAAGUUGCCGCACUGAAGAACCUAACAAAGGGCUACCGGAUUGUGAUCAAUAACGGAAGUGAAGGUUGCCAAUCGGUCUACCAUCUGCAUAUCCACGUUGUUGGUGGAAAACAGCUGGGUUGGCCGCCAUGUUAA
Molecule: messenger RNA, 384 nt
Organism: Echinococcus granulosus
Lineage: Eukaryota; Metazoa; Platyhelminthes; Cestoda; Cyclophyllidea; Taeniidae
Product: Histidine triad nucleotide-binding protein
Exons: 2
Coding region: 1-384 (127 amino acids)
Biological process (GO): purine ribonucleotide catabolic process
Cellular component (GO): cytoplasm; nucleus
Molecular function (GO): hydrolase activity
Source: RefSeq, a predicted model, not a curated record